AUGUCUAGUGUUCAAGGCUAUAUAAGUCAUGGAAUUGCCAAUGUUUAUGCACACUUUGAGACUCCAAUGGAAAACCACAGCAAUACAGCUCUUUUGCUUGAUAGAAAAGAUAUUGUGCUUGUUAAACCUGCAAAACCAACACCUUCAAAGGUUCUUUCUUUCUCUACUAUUGACAAUGAUCCCAACCUUGAAAUUCUAUGUCAUAGUGUUUAUGUGUACAAAGCAAAUUCUGUUUCUUCUAAUAAUGGCAAUGCUGACCAUGAUCUUGCAUCGAAACUUAAUUGCCAAGCAGACCCUGCUUGUGUAAUUAAAGAUGCUAUAUCGAAAGUUUUGGUUCAUUACUAUCCUCUAGCUGGAAAGCUGAAGAGGGACGGUAAAGAUAGAAAACUUCAUGUCAACUGCAAUGCUGAAGGUGUGCCAUUCUUAGAGGCAACUGCAAAUUGCAAACUUGCUUCUCUUAAGUACCUAGAUGGGAUUGAUGCUGAAACUGCCAAAGAAUUUGUCUUCGAUUUUCCAUCAAAGAGUGAUUUUGGUUACCACCCUUUAUUGUUUCAGGUGACCAAAUUUUCAUGUGGGGGUUUCGCCAUUGGAAUGGGCUUAUCGCACUCGGUUUGUGAUGGCUUUGGUGCAUCACAAUUGUUCAGAGCCUUGGCAGAACUUGCUAGUGGUAAAGCUGAGCCCACGGUGAAACCUGUGUGGGAGAGGGAGAGGCUAGUAGUGAAGCCUACUCAGGGACCUCUCCUAUCCCCAGUGGACAAGACUUCUUUAGCUGCCUCACCAUAUUCGAUAACAGAUGACAUUCUGCAUGAAUGUUUUCUUGUGAAUGCUGAGACCAUAAAAAGACUCAAAACGAGUCUCGUGAAGGAAUGUGGAGAUCAUCAAGUGAUCAUAGAAGAAAGUUUCACCACUCUUGAAGUUCUUGGUGCUUACAUUUGGAGGUCAAGGUUUAGAGCGUUCAAAUUGAACCCAGAUGGAAACACCUUGUUCUGUCUAGCUAUGGGGAUAAGACACCUUGUAAAUCCACCAUUGCCAAGUGGGUACUAUGGAAAUGCUUUCGUGGGCACAAAUGUGGUCAUGAUGGGGAGAGACCUCCAUGAAGGGCCAUUAUCUAGGGCUGCCAAGCUCAUCAAAGAGAGCAAGAAACAUGCUACCGAUACUGAAAACAUUUGGAACCAAAUAGGCAUCUUGGACAAAGUCAGGGAGCUAAACUUUAAGAUUGAUUCAGAUAAUGGUGCAUCCAUGAUUUUAACUGACUGGAGACAAUUAGGUCUUCUGGAAGAAGUAGAUUUUGGAUGGAAAGGUUUAGUGAACAUGAUACCAGUGCCAUUGAAGAUGUUUGGCUUUGUGUAUUUGUGUAUUUUCUUGCCUCCUUGCAAUUUGGUUCCUUCAACGAAAGGUGGGGUUAGAGUUCUUGUUUCUCUCCCAAGAGCUGUCAUGCCCAAGUUCAAGGAAGAAAUGCAUGCUCUCUCUCAGCUUCGUCGUGAAGAUGUAGUUCCAAUGCUUGAACCUGCCAUAUUAACUUGA
Molecule: messenger RNA, 1524 nt
Organism: Dovyalis caffra
Lineage: Eukaryota; Viridiplantae; Streptophyta; Magnoliopsida; Malpighiales; Salicaceae
Source: the annotation of a GenBank genome assembly